CCCCCAGCUCUGCUGAGGUUGUUAUGGUGUGGCAGCUGGCAUGAGCCCCCCACACUGACCCCCCUCCCCACCAUAACCCUCGCCAGCUACCAUGCACCAUGACCUCGGGGAUGGAGGCUAUGAAGAAGAAGGUCUACCAUGCGGCCAAGCUCGGCCUGUCCAUCUCCCUCUACGCCCACUUGUCAGUUAAGCCCCAGGACGAGUGUGAUGACCUACUGGGUCAGGUUGUAGAAGAAGAUGGCCAGAAGUGUACCCCGCUUAUAAUAUCCGCUCGCAAUGGUCACGAGAAAGCUGUUCGUACGCUUCUUAAGUUUAAUCCAGAUUUGGAACAAGAGGGAACCGUUAAGUUUGAUGGAUAUGUUAUUGAGGGCGCGAGUCCUUUGUGGUGUGCGGCUGGUGCGGGCCAUUUGGGAGUAGUGAAAAUGUUGGUGCGGGCCGGAGCGAAUGUUAAUCAUCCAACAAAGACUAAUUCAACGCCACUGCGUGCAGCGUGUUUUGAUGGUCGUCUGGACAUUGUCAAGUACCUUACCGACCACAGUGCCAAUAUUCAUAUAACAAACAAAUACAAUAACACUUGCCUUAUGAUUGCCGCAUAUAAAGGUCACGUAGAUGUUGUACAAUUUCUCUUAGAACUUGGUGCAAAUCCCGAUGAAAAAGCACACUGUGGAGCAACAGCUCUUCAUUUUGCAGCUGAGUGUGGCCACGUGAAAAUAGUGCAAGAACUCUUGGUUCACGGAGCAAAAAUAACAAAAAAUGAGCAUGGUAUGACUCCACUUAUAGCUGCCGCAGAAAGAACACGAAGUGAUGUGGUUGAGUAUUUAAUAUCAAGACCUGAUGUUACAAGGGAAGAAAAAGUUGAUGCGUUGGAGCUACUUGGAGCUUCCUUUGCUAGUGACAAAGACAAUUACAACAUUGAACUUGCUUACAAGUUUAUGCUGAAGGGAAUGGUAGAAAGAUACAGUGACCCAGAUGCUAUUAUUUAUAAACCUAAGGCUGAAUUGGUGGCGGCCUACGAAAGUCGUGUUGAAUGUAAGUCAAUUGAAGAACUGGAAAGCAUUCGGCUUAUUUCUGGAACCCUCCACAUGGAAAGUUUGGCCAUUAGAGAGCGUAUUCUUGGGCCUCAUAAUCCUGAGGUUCCCCAUCCUGUAAUAUUUAGAGGAGCUGUGUUUGCUGACAAUGCCCGUUUUGACAGAUGCUUACAGCUGUGGAUGCACGCUCUAAGAUUAAAACAACUUAAUAAAGUAUGCGUUAUGAAGGAUCUUCUGAGAUUUGCGCAGGUUUUUUCGCAAAUGUUGCAUGUUGGCGUGCAGUUGGAGUUUGAUGCCGUACACGAGGUGUUGGGUGCUACUGUUCUAGAACUAAAGAGAAAUCAAGAAAAGAUACAGAAUCCAGGUCCUAAAGAUGACGUAGAAACAGUUAAGGAUGAAAUGGAAAGUAACAUGAUCACAGCUCUUUACCUGAUCAUGAUUGCAAUGUGUGUGGCGAAGGGUCGUUCAACAUCUCAACAUGGUGGUGUUGCAAAUGGCGGUGUUGGAGGAAAUAAUGGUAUUGGGGGACUUAAUGGAGGCAUUGGAAUUGCGGGGUUUGCAAUUCGUAGUGUAGAUGGAGAUUCCGUGAGACAGUCUCCUCAGCACUUAAAUCAGGUCGUGGAGAAAGAAUCUCAAGUACAUCACACUGUUUAUGGCCUUGUUCGAGUUGAAGCAAGAACGCGCUCUGGACAAACCUUGCUGCAUCUUGCGGUCAAUCCAGAAACCCCAGUUGAUGACUUCCACACAAAUCAUAUUUGCAGAUUUCCGUGUGCUACAACAACAAAACUUCUGAUUGCGUGUGGUGCCGAUGUCAAUAGUAUGGACAAUAACCGCAAUACUCCACUGCACCUCAUAGUACCAUACCAGAAGCCAAUCAGUGACUUCCUAACACUGCAUAAUAUUAUCAUGGCACUUAUAGAGAAUGGAGCUCAUAUGGACACAGUCAACCAGAUGGGAGCCACACCUUUUGAUUCUGCAACAACUGGUGUGGCAGAGAUCAUUCUUAGAACUCAGAAAAAGUUGAGUCUCAAGUGUCUGGCAGCCAAGGCGGUUAAAAUUAAUGGGAUCUUGUAUAAGGGCCAAGUUCCUCGGCAUUUAGAAGCUUUUAUUGAACUACAUGGUCCAGGUCAUGUAGAUGGACUCUCUAAUAGACCCUGCAAAGGUGAACAUAGGCUAUGAAGACUCCAUGUUAUAAAUGUGUAGAUAUUUAAUUUUAUCCAUGUUAUGAAUGCUAAUUUAAAUUUAAUAUGUUAAAUUUUUUUUUUUUUUUUUUUUUUUUUUUUUUACAAACUAACCAAUAAUUAUGACAGAAGUUACCUAUAAAAUUGACUUGAGUGUUCCGGGCGAACACGAGUAAUGACGGAAGAUGUCGAGACAGUAUUACAGCACACACACUGAUGCACGGUGUUGCGUGAUGGCAGUUGAGAGACUGGUCUGUUUUGUUAUCACACUUGUACAUAUAUACCUGCAGAUAUUGGUAAUAAAGCUUUUGUGUA
Molecule: messenger RNA, 2524 nt
Organism: Procambarus clarkii (red swamp crayfish)
Lineage: Eukaryota; Metazoa; Arthropoda; Malacostraca; Decapoda; Cambaridae
Product: protein fem-1 homolog B
Molecular function (GO): protein binding
Source: RefSeq, a predicted model, not a curated record